This is a messenger RNA of Rhagoletis pomonella (apple maggot), 1537 nucleotides long. RefSeq lists its product as uncharacterized. NCBI's taxonomy places the organism in Eukaryota, Metazoa, Arthropoda, Insecta, Diptera, Tephritidae. The record is from RefSeq and is a predicted model, not a curated record. The transcript has 3 exons. Bases 353 to 1537 code for a protein of 394 amino acids.
AUUUUACUAUGUGUCCAGAGUCCAGAUAUUUUAAAAUUUGUCCAGAUAUUUCUAUUUUUUCCUUUUUUAAGGAUAUUUAAAAAAAAAUGUUGGUGCUAAAGGAAACAAAUACCAAACUCUGUACUGAGUUCAUUUUCGGUAUUGAGUACUUCUUAUGUACAAGUACUUGUUAGUAGUAGUAGUAGUAGUAAUAGUCGUAGUAGUAGUAGUCAGUAUCGAUACUUUUAAGAAUCGGGUACUGUCGAUACUUUUCAGCAUCGAGUACUGAGUACUUUUGGAAUCGAUACUGCCCAACACUACUCUGAACAUCAGCUGCUUAUAUUAAAUCGAAUUUUGCAAGUAAGCAGUAAAAAUGCCAGAAAGCAGCGAUGAAGAGCAGCCAUCAAAAAAUAAGAGAAGAAUGGUAACAUUUUCAGACAGUUGGACAAAUAUUCCAGAAUAUUCUGACUGGCUUCAGAAGAUUGAUGAACAAACAGCACGGUGCACAUAUUGCGUAGUAAGCUUUUCAAUAAAAUAUGAAGGUCUUAGUGCAUUAAGAAAACACUUUCAAUCAAAAAAGCACCAAACUAUAAAAUCGGCGAAACAAAUCGCUGGCUCUCUAAGCAAAUUUACUACAAAAUCGCAAACGCCGGCAAGAAACUUAGCUGCACGAGCUGAAGUAGCAUCGGUUUUUCAUAAUGUAAUUCAUGGUUUAAGUUACAAUAGUCUUGACUGCCAUUUGAAAGUUUCUCGCAAUAUAUUUUGUGAUAGUAAAAUUGCUGGGGAUAUGUCAUGUGGUCGUACAAAAGCUGCAGCUAUAGCACGAAACGUAUUAGCACCAUACGCUCAACAACAAAUUGUGAUUGCUAUGCAGAAGAAUGUUUAUUUUUCCAUAGGCAAUGAUGCUUCAAGUAUUGGAAAUAAAAAGCUAUAUGCUUUGACUGUCCAGUAUUUCGAUUCGAACAGUGGAAUAUGUAAAAAACUUUUAGAUUUUUACGAAGAUUUUGAUGGAAAAUCGAUUGCCAUAUUUGAAAAUAUAAAGCGAAUAAUUGAAAGCAAUGGCCUGGAAAUACAAAAAAUAUCAUCUUUUAGUGCAGAUAAUGCGGCAGUCAACUACGGCAUCAACAAUUCCGUUUAUCAGAAACUCAGUGGACUUAACAAACAAAUAUUGAAAGCAAAUUGCAACUGCCACGUUAUAAAUAAUUGUGUGAAAUUUGCAAUAAAUGCUUUAUCUGUUGAUAUUGAAAAUAUAGUGAUCAAAAUAUUUAAUGAAUUUAGCAGUUCGGCGUUAGCUUCGGAAAAGUUAAAACAGUGCUUCGAAUUCGCUAAUUUGCAAUACAAGGCUCUUCUUCGUCAUGUACCAACUCGAUGGCUUUCCCUGUUUCCUGCCAUAGAACGCCUCAUUUUAAACUGGCCAGCAGUCAAAAGGUACUUUCUUCUAAAGGGCAAAAAAGCUACACGAAAGGAAUUAUGGGCCUUUGUUUCUAAAAAUUUGCCAGAGUCAGAAGUUAUAAACAUCGGUGUUGGCGCUAGAAAGCGACAGUUCUACAAUUGUUGA